This is a messenger RNA of Cetraspora pellucida, 2235 nucleotides long. Lineage: Eukaryota; Fungi; Glomeromycota; Glomeromycetes; Diversisporales; Gigasporaceae. The record is from the annotation of a GenBank genome assembly.
AUGGAUUCUUUUCAACAAUUUCAACAAAUAGACGAACUUGUUAAGGAGUAUUUGUUAUUCAGAGGAUUUUCUACAACUUUUCGAUCUUUUGAAUCCGAAUGCCGGAAUGAUAAAGACAAAAGAUUUCAGGCAGAAAAAAUUAUUGAAGAAUUAUAUUCAUUUAUCACGAAUAGUGAUGUAAAUGCAUUAAUGGAUUACUGGAAAUAUCUUGAUCUAAGAUAUUUCUCAAGGCUGGAUGCUAGAUUUUUUGGAAACGUUAAGAAAUUUGAAGAGUGCCUCUUAAAAUAUUACCUUGUUUAUGCAACACAACAAAAACGAAAAGAAAAAGUUUUUGAAUUCUUUGAUACAUUUGGAACAGAGUUAAAUGAAAAUUCCGAGUGGACAAAAUGGUUUGGAUUACCAUUUUCGAAAGAUCCAACAACUGAUCCAAAUUAUGAAUUAUUUUUUACUAAACAGUGGUUAGAGAUGUUCACAACAUCUCUACAUAAUUUUCUUAAUACGAUAUUUCAAAAUAUGCCUUUACCAAGUUUGUUAUGUUUCAAUAUGGAUCGUCUUCACCGAUACGUGUUAGAAGAUGAAGUUCAGUCUCUUCAGAAUGAAAUAGAGAGUAUUAAAAAUGUUAAAACAGAUACGGAGAGUACAGAUACUGAGAUUAAGCAAAAUAUCAGCAGAUCACAAGAGUCAACAAACUAUACAAGGAUAUUAAACCGUACAAAAUCUUUGUUUGAUCAAAAAGAUAAGGAUACUUUUUCACGUUCACAGUCUACUACACCAAGUAAAGAAUUGGUUAUUAUUUCCGAUCAUUACGGAGAAAAAUCUCCUGAAAUAUAUGCAGAUGAUAUGAUCCUGACUCCGAUAUCGGAAUAUGCCAUAGAUAAUUCACAAGAAUUACCUGGUGAAGAUAUUAAUCCGUUUACCAUUAUGAAUCAGGAAAUAUAUUUAGAGCACACAUCAGGAAUAUCACUUGCUAAAUUCUCACAUAAGGGUAAUUUAAUCGUGAGUUGUGAUGUGGAUAAUAUUGUUAGUCCAAUUGAUAACACUAGUCAAAUUAGUCUUGUCAAGAUUGACCAGUCAGUCUAUGCCAGCUCUGAUUAUAGAGAACAAAUUAGAAUAAUUAAUUUUAAUGUCGAUACAAACAGUGUAUGGAGCUAUGCCGGUGCAUCAGUUAAACACAAGAUCGAUAACCUUAAUUUAAAUGUAUCAUGUCUUGAAUGGGAAUCUAGAUCAGAUAAGAUUUUUUUAAUGGGCACAGAUGAAAGAUUGAUUAAAAUAUAUAAUAAAGAGUCUCGGUCAAUUGUUCAUGAGUUUCGAAUGGAUGAACAAUUUCCAAGGUAUAUAAAUUGUUCACCUGUAGAACCAUUAUUUGCAUGUUCAAGUUCGCCUAAAGGAGUUGAUGAUGGAUUGAAUAAUGUUAAUGGAUUAUUGAUAACAUGGAAUUUAAAGACCAUGAUGAUACAAGACAAAUUUACACUUGAGCCAUCUAUAUCAAAAGCUUCAGGGUUGCCUGUAGUUCCUAUAGAGACUCUACAAUUCAAUCACAACGGUCAGAUGCUUGUUACUGGUGAUAGGGCUGGAUGUGUACGUAUAUUUGACAUUCGAUCCUUCAAACCUAUAAUGGAAUGGCGUUUACCGAAAAUAAUAAGCACUUCCACAAGCAAGAAAGGAAAUAGUGCUAUUUACUCAUCACGAUUUAGUUUUGAUGAAAAUACCGUAUAUGUUGUUGAUGAGACUGGUGGAUUAACGCAAUGGUCUGUUCACAAGCCGGGCUCAAUAAUCUCUCAAUCACGUCUUUAUGGUUUUCCACCUUCUUCGGUAUCAAUAAGUCAUGCGACAUUAACAAAACCGUCGUUACGUAAGAGGACAUCUUCAAUGUCUUCAAUUAGAUCUACUAAAUCUAACAAGUCUUUUAAUGGAAGUUACAAUUUAACAACUAAUGGAAUUGGAGGUGGAUCGACAAAUGGUGGGACUAAUGGUUUUACAAGCAAUGGAAAUUUGAAUAAAAUACCUAUGGUUUCGUUUAGUAGUGAUACAAACCAUGUUUUAUGUGUUGGUGGAAAUGGAUUUCAGGGUGUUAUUUAUCAAACAUCAUCAGGAAACCAGGUUCAAUUACUAGCACCACAUAAUUCACCCUUAACAGUUGUUGAUUGGACAACUAUAGUUGGAAAUUCCGUAUUAACUGGCGCAAUGGACGGAUCUGUGAGAGUUACCAAGAUGGUUACCGAUGUUUCUACAUAA